AGCGAACUGUCAGACGGGAGAGAUAAGGAAAGAGAGAACGGGUGGAAAGAGCACAAAAACGCUGCCGUUUUGACGUCCCUCUUCGCUCCACUUCACACGAUGAGCUUAUCUUCUCCGACCAGUAUGUGUUGCUGUCUCGGCUGGAGCUCUUCCUCCUCCGUACAACUAGGGUUUCUUCCCGCCAGAUUUUUUCGCGUUUCUUCCAGACCAACCAAAAGAUUUCAUUUCAAAUGCUCUUCUUCGGUUCCUGAUUCUGGUUCAGAUCCACUCUUGGUUAAGGCUGCAAGAGGGGACCCUGUUACUCGGCCUCCAGCAUGGAUGAUGCGCCAAGCCGGAAGGUACAUGGCUGUUUACAGAAAGCUUGCGGAGAAAUACCCAUCCUUCAGACAGAGGUCAGAGACAACUGAUCUCAUUGUGGAAAUUUCUUUGCAGCCUUGGGAAGCUUUCCACCCUGAUGGUGUUAUCAUUUUCUCCGACAUACUUACACCUUUACCUGCAUUUGGUGUCCCAUUUGACAUAGAGGAAGUGAGGGGCCCUGUUAUUCAUUCUCCAAUUCGCUCUGAAGAAGGCUUGAAAGUAUUGCAUCCCAUAGACUUAAAGAAGCUUCAUUUUGUGGGAGAAUCACUAAGAAUUUUGCGGCAGGAGGUGGGGGGACAAGCUGCUGUUCUGGGUUUUGUGGGAGCACCUUGGACAAUUGGGACAUAUAUAGUAGAAGGCGGUACAACUCGAACAUAUACGAUCAUAAAAAGCAUGUGUCAUACAGCACCAAAUGUAUUGAGGGCUCUUCUUUCUCAUUUAACACAGGCAAUAUCUGAAUACAUUGUUUUCCAAGUUGAAUCCGGGGCCCACUGUAUACAAAUAUUUGAUUCUUGGGGUGGUCAACUACCGCCUGAUAUGUGGGAGUGCUGGUCAAAACCUUAUAUUGAAGAGAUGGUGAGUGUUGUAAGGAAAAGGUGCCCUGGAACUCCAAUUGUUCUAUACAUUAAUGGAAAUGGUGGUCUUCUUGAGCGAAUGAAAGGAACUGGGGUCGAUGUGAUUGGACUUGACUGGACAGUGGAUAUGGCUGAUGGAAGAAAGCGAUUGGGGAGUGGAAUCAGUAUACAGGGAAAUGUGGAUCCUGCUUUUUUAUUUUCUCCUCUUCCUGCCUUGACUAAUGAAAUUCAAAGGGUUGUGAGGUGUGCAGGACCAAGGGGCCACAUUCUUAAUUUAGGUCACGGCGUUCUUGUUGGGACACCUGAAGAAGCUGUUGCACAUUUCUUUGAAGUUGCAAGAAACUUGAACCUUAGUACACUGCUUGAAGACAAUGCAGUGGAGGAACCUAAAUUGGCUGUUUGAGGGCAGAAAAUUGGUUAAGCAAAAGUUAGUAAUUUUGUCUUACAAAUCGGCUGUUAGUUUGGAGUUUGCAUCUUAUUCCCACAGCAUGACUGUGUGAUCUCACUUUAGCAAGGUUGAUUAUAGCUCUGAGGUUCUGUACAUGCCUGUGGGUGAGCUAAAUAUUCUCAUUCAAUUGUAUGUGUAAUAAAAAAAAUCUCUGAGAUGAAUCAAUAAAUUGAUUCUUGUUGUUUAUUUA
Molecule: messenger RNA, 1570 nt
Organism: Vitis riparia (riverbank grape)
Lineage: Eukaryota; Viridiplantae; Streptophyta; Magnoliopsida; Vitales; Vitaceae
Product: uroporphyrinogen decarboxylase 1, chloroplastic
Exons: 6
Coding region: 100-1335 (411 amino acids)
Biological process (GO): porphyrin-containing compound biosynthetic process
Molecular function (GO): uroporphyrinogen decarboxylase activity
Source: RefSeq, a predicted model, not a curated record